Molecule: messenger RNA, 2103 nt
Organism: Zingiber officinale
Lineage: Eukaryota; Viridiplantae; Streptophyta; Magnoliopsida; Zingiberales; Zingiberaceae
Product: probable leucine-rich repeat receptor-like protein kinase At1g68400
Exons: 3
Coding region: 83-1906 (607 amino acids)
Biological process (GO): protein phosphorylation
Molecular function (GO): protein kinase activity; ATP binding
Source: RefSeq, a predicted model, not a curated record
ACCUUGCCUUGCACAUCUCGCUUAACGCAUUCAAAAGCAUGCACGUCUUCCUCGCAAAUCCACCUCCCAUGCACUUCCAUUCAUGCACGACAUGGAUUCCCUGCUCUUCCUCUUCCUCCCCGUUCUCUUUAACUGCGUACCGUAUUCUGUCCAUUGCCAGCAGCAACUCUACCACAACGAGCGCAACGACCUGCUCCUCCUCCGCGACUCCUUGAGUUCAACUCGCAGCCUCCACGACAACUGGACCGGCCCGCCGUGCCAUCGAGACCGGAGCCGGUGGUUCGGCAUCGAGUGCUCCGACUUCAAGGUCGUCACCAUCUCCCUUUCCGGGAUCCAGCUCACCGGCUCGCUCCCUCCCACUGCCCUCCAGAACGUGCUCCACCUCACCGCGCUCAACCUCAGCGGCAAUGCCCUGCACGGCGCGCUCCCGACCCUCCACGGCCUGGUGCGCCUCCGUUCGGUGGCGCUUGCCGAAAACCGGUUCUCGGGUUCGAUACCGGAGGAGUUCACCUCGUUGCUGGAUUUGGAGAGGCUGGAGUUGCAGGACAACGCGCUGAGCGGGGCGGUGCCGUCGCUGGCGCAGGGGAGGCUGGCGGCUUUGAAUUUGUCCUACAAUUUUCUGGAGGGGAGCAUCCCGAGAAGUUUGGCGGCCAGGGGUUUUGACGCCUCCUCAUUUGAGCACAACCCAGGGCUCUGUGGGAGACCGUUGCGCAAGCCCUGCCACGAGGAAACGGAAACGCCGUCGAUGCCGCCGGCGGUGACGAGUGGUGCUAGGCCUGCUACUUGGAUGAAUUCGCCAUCGGGAAGGAAUAAGGAGGUAGGAAGUUGGCUUCUUGUGUUGGUGGCGGCGGGUGCGGCGGGGCUUGCCUUCGCGGUGGUGUUAUGCCUCAUGAGCUACUCCAACUCCAGGCGGCACGCCGCUGACAAAGCCAAGGCCGAGGCCGGGGCGGAGGCCGAAGCGGAAGGCCCAGAGAUAAUAACUACUAAGACUAUACAACAAGCGAAGAAGAAAAUUACAGAUCUCUCUUUUUCGAAAAUCGACAAGGCAACCUUCAACCUCGAUGAUCUCCUACGAUCCCCUGCCAUGGUGAUUGGAACAGGCCAGAUUGGCAACACAUUCAAGGUGACGUUGGACUCCAAUGAAGUUGUCGUUGUGAAGAGGCUCAAAAGCAUGCUAGCUUUGACGAAGAAGGAACUCCAUAAGCAAAUGGAGCUCCUUGGAAAACUAAGACACGAAAACCUUGUUGAGAUCAUUGCCUUCCAUUUCUCUAACGACGAAAAGCUCAUCAUUUAUGAAUACAUCGUCGGCAACAGCUUAUUCCAUCUUCUUCAUGAAAACAGAGGAGAAGCCAGGGUGCCCCUGAAAUGGUCAGCACGCCUAAACAUUGUGAAAGGAAUUGCCCAAGGUUUAGCCUUUCUCCACCAAUGCAUGCCGAUACGCGAUAAGGUUCCUCAUGCCAACUUAAAGUCCUCUAAUAUCAUCAUCCCCUCUCAUCUCAACCACCAGCCCAAGCUCACAGACUAUGGCUUCCACUCUGUCCUCCCUCCGAGCCUUGCUAACAGAUUAUCCAUUGCCAAGGUGCCAGAGUACCUGCAUGGUAGGAAACUUACGCCGAAGGCUGACGUAUACUGCUUUGGGUUACUUGUUUUGGAGAUUGUGACGGGACGAGUUCCCAGUGAAGGGGAAGAGGACUUGCCUAAGUGGGUGAAGCUAACCGUGAACAACAAUUGGUCGAGUGACCUAUUGGAUUUGGAGAUAGUGGCAGAGACAGAGAGGCAUCAGGAGAUGUUGAAGCUUACACGGAUUGCAUUAGCCUGCACAGAGGUGGAACCAGAGCAACGACCCGUGAUGACUGAUGUGGUAAAGAGGAUUGAGGAGAUCAUCCUUACGAGUAGUGGAAGGUGAUUUUGAUAUAAACAACUUUAGAAGUAUGAUUAUUGUAGGAAAAAUGAUAUGCUCAAGGAAAAAAAUUAAAGGAAAAGCUCAAGGAUAGACACAUAAAGUGAUGGGGUCCACAUGAAAUGAUGGGUCAUGAUUUUAUGUGUCUAUCCUUAAGUUUUUCCUUGAGUUUUUUUUCUUGAGCAUAUCAUUGCUCUUGUUGU